Sceloporus undulatus (fence lizard) is the source of this 2707-nucleotide messenger RNA. Its product is annotated as zinc metalloproteinase-disintegrin-like NaMP. The record is from RefSeq and is a predicted model, not a curated record. Gene Ontology annotation, cellular component: plasma membrane. The coding region runs from base 97 to 2598 and encodes 833 amino acids. Gene Ontology annotation, molecular function: metalloendopeptidase activity. The transcript has 25 exons. Gene Ontology annotation, biological process: proteolysis. NCBI's taxonomy places the organism in Eukaryota, Metazoa, Chordata, Lepidosauria, Squamata, Phrynosomatidae.
UUCGCCUCUCACAUUCAAUCGGAGAACAACUCAGGUUGGUUCGUACAUUCCUGAAAACGAAAGUCUACCUGGCUGCCUUCACGAAACCCACCCAAAAUGACCCAAGCACUCUUUGUGACUAUGUGCUUAGUACUUUUUCAGCAUCAAGGGAGCUCAACAAAGGAACUACCUGGGGUAAAGGACUUUGAAGUGGUGUACCCACAAAAACUCCACAUGUUGCACAAAAGAGAUGUUGGAGGAAGUCAGAACCCUCACAAAAAGGCCAAGUAUGACGAUACAGUACAAUACGAAAUUCAACUGAACGGAGAGAAAGUGCAUCUUCACCUAGAAAAAAAUAAGGAGCUUUUCUCAAGUGAUUACACUGAAACUCAUUACUCCCCCGAUGGCAAGGAAAUCACAACAAGUCCACAGACUGAGGACCACUGCUAUUACAAAGGGCACAUUCCCAACGAUGCUGGAUCUGCUGCAAGCAUCAGUGCAUGCAGUGGUUUGAGAGGGUAUUUCAAGAGUCGUGGAAAGAGGUAUCUUAUCGAACCUUUGAAGGCCUCAAAGCGUGAUGCCCAUGCGGUCUUCAGAUAUGAGAGUUUGGAAAAAGAAGAUGAGACACCCAAGGUCUGUGGGGUAACCAACACUACUUGGCAAUCGGAUGAGCCCAUCAAAAAGACCUCCAGGAUGAGCACAAGUGCAGAGAAGCAAGCAUACUUGAAGGCCAGAAAAUACGUUGAACUAUACAUAACUGUAGACAACACAGUGUUCAGGAAGUACAGCCGCAAUAUGACUGGCGUAAGGACAAGAGUGUUUGAAAUAGUCAAUUACAUAAACUUGGUUUACAAAGCCAUAAACAUCCACAUUGCAUUGAUUGGCCUAGAAAUUUGGUCCGAUGGGGAUAAGAUCGUUGUGAACUCUUCAGCGGGUUCAACUUUGGACCGAUAUUCAGAAUGGAGACAGAAAGUUCUGCUGAAGCGGAAACGGAACGAUAACGCUCAGUUACUCACGGGUAUAGAUUUUGAUGGACCAACAGUCGGACUAGCCUUUGUGGGAACCAUGUGCAACCCUGCCCAUUCCUUGGGAGUUGUUCAGGAUCACAACACAAAUGCAAUUGCUAUCGGUGCUACCAUGGCUCAUGAAAUGGGCCAUAACUUCGGGAUGAAUCAUGACACAAGUUUUUGUAAGUGCAGCUCAGAAUCCUGCAUCAUGGCAGCACAACUCAGCUACAAAACCCCCCGGGAUUUCAGCUCAUGUAGUCUCCAAGAUUUUCAGAAAUACAUCAUGGAGCGAACCCCAGCAUGCAUCAUCAACAUGCCACCACCAAAGGACAUCAUUUCAACCCCAGUCUGUGGGAAUGACUUUGUUGAGGAAGGAGAGGAAUGUGACUGUGGCUCUCCGGAGGAGUGCCAAAAUGGCUGCUGUGAUGCUGCAACUUGUAAAUUGAAGCCUGGAGCAAAAUGUGGAUAUGGGGAGUGUUGUGAGAACUGCCAGCUUCGGCGAGCAGGAGCAGUGUGCAGGCCGGCAAAGCAUGACUGUGAUCUGCCAGAAGUGUGCACUGGUCACUCUCAUCAAUGUCCUGCUGAUCACUUCCGGAUGAAUGGCCACCCAUGCAGAAACUACCAGGGUUACUGCUACAUGGGGAAAUGUCCCACCUUGCAGAACCAGUGCAACUCUCUUUGGGGAGCGGGAUCUACAGUGGCUAUAGAUUCUUGUUACAAUAUCAACCGGAAAGGGGUUUACUAUGGCCAUUGCAGAAAGGCAAAUGGUACAUACCUCCCAUGUGGAACAAAAGAUCUAAAGUGUGGCAAGUUAUAUUGCUCUGGUGGUUCAAGGAUGCCUUCAGUUGGAAGCUUAGUAUCGUUUGAGACAUGUAAAGGCAGUUUUCCGAGCACAGGCGAAGAAGAUGGAGGAAUGGUCGCUCCUGGAACAAAAUGUGGAGAAGGAAAGGUCUGCAACAAUGGGCAAUGUGUUGAGAUUGAGAGAGCCUACAGAUCUACCAACUGUUCUGACAAAUGCCCAGGACAUGCUGUAUGUGAUCAUGAAUUGCAAUGCCAGUGUGAAGAAGGGUGGGCACCACCAAAUUGUGAUGACCCUACUGGAAACAGAUAUAUCAUCAUCAUUGCUGCUGUGCUGGUGGUCCUUGCGGUCACAGCGGUCGUCACUGCAAUCUUUUUCCGUUACCGAAUUGUAAAUAAGAAACAAAUACCAAGCACCCACAAGAGCGCACCUGGAGCAACAAACCUGGCCUUCUCCGAUCAAGAACAGAAGAGAAGGCAGCAUAUUGGCCCUGUGCCUGGACCUCCAGAGGUCAAGUCUACUAGAUUUCUUCUCCCUCCUCCUCCACCCCAAGCAAAUAAACCACCAGUUUGUGUUAACAUUCCAAGUGAACAAUUCAGCCAUACCCCAACCUUUUAUCAAAAUGCAAAAACGCCCAUCGUAAAGCCGAAUAUCCCUCCACCUCCAAUUCCAACCGCCAAGCCAGGCUUAUCUCCUGUCACUGGCAAUGCAGCCGCAGCACUGAAGACUGUUCCAGCUCCCCAAUUCAAGGCUAAGGCACCACCUCCACCUCCACCCCAGGCACUGAAACCCCCGAGCAAUCCCAAAGUAUGAAGCAAAGUGGAAGACCAUACCUGUUCGUAUUCUUUGAUUUCAAGGAAGCUUUUCCAUUUUCUGGGUGCCUCCUUCUACAAAAGAAACAGAAUAACCGAUUUCUUCGAAG